AAAGCGCUAUUAACUUGUUGAGAGAAAACGAAAAAAAGUUUGUGUUGGUCAUCGAAAGAAGAGAAGACUUGGACGAGAGGUGAUGUAAUUGUAAACAAUAAUCAUGUUUUACGAAAAUAGUGGGAAAAAGGGAAAGAGGAAAACAAAAGUUUACGAAAUAGACUAAGCUAAAGCUAUAUUACGGUAUUUGUUCCCUGUCGUUGUGCAGAUGUCAGAAGCCUCUCUUCAUUACGUACAGAUACCGUAGGACUGAAAGGGUGGUUCCCCUUUGGUUCGAGAAGUUGUUUUCUGUGCGCUCAUUCUGAAAGCAGGCAAGAGCAUAUUAUUGGCUAAAGCAUUUCUUUUCUAUACAGUUUGAUCAAUAUCAUGGAAUCACAAUGUCAAAAUGCAGAAGAGUUUUUUCAGCAUUUAAAAUUGUCAAAAUGCAAUGACAAUAACACACCAUCAAAUAAGAAAUUACCAAGUGUUGUCAUCAGAAAAUAUCCAUUGACAAGAUACCAUCAUAAUGCAUUGAUAAAUAGAAACAAGAGACCAAACAUUGAGGCGCUUGGACAAGAUGAAUCUUUAAAUAACACUAAAUCUAUAAACCCCAAAAAACGAAAGAAGUUAAGUCUUGCGGAAAAGAUAAAAUUGCUCAAGGAAAGUACACCGGAACUCAAGGAAAAAGUUGGUGAGCCAAAAAAAUUGAACUGUGAUCUUUGUCAGAUUGAAUUUAAUUCAAAACAUGAUUAUGAAAAACACACAUACACUGUGAAGCAUAUCUUUAAGACUGAGAUGGAGAUUGGGACCGAUCAGAAUGCUCUAUCAAAGGAAAAGGAAGUCUUGAAAACCCAAACAAAUACCUAUAAAUGUAUAUAUAGUCCCUGUUGUGCAGAAUUUGAUAAAUUAGAAAAAUUUCUACGUCAUCACAGAGAACAUACUGGUGUUUGUCCUUACCUAUGUACAAGAUGCAAAUCCAAGUUUAAAGUAAAGUCUGAUCUGGCAAGUCAUUUAAAGAGACAUCUUGGUAUGAAAAAUAUAUCGUGUGAUCACUGUGAUAUGACAUUCACCAAAACACGAUGUCUUGUUCAACACCUAAUCACAAAGCAUGGUGAGAAAGACAUAAGGUCAAGGAAUUUCAAAUGCACUGAAUGUGGCGAGGCUUUCUUAUCUAAAGCUGCUGUUGAUCGGCAUAUGAGGUGGCAUACAGGAUAUAGACCAGAGACUUGCCAUGAAUGUGGAAUGAGUUUUCACACCAGAUUUGAUUUGAAUGACCAUCUUAGGAUACAUUCAGGGGAAAAACCGUACAAAUGUGAAGAUUGUGAGUACAAAGCAAGAACAGCACAACUGCUAAAACGACAUAGGAAAAUACACACUCUAGAGAAACCAUUUACAUGCAAAGAAUGUGACUUCAAAUGCAGCAGCUCAAGUUCACUCAAAAGACAUACAUUGAUACACUCUGGCAAGAAGCCAUACAAAUGUCCAUAUUGUUCUCACAGGAGUGCCAACAUAGAGAAUUUACGAAAGCAUAUAAAGAAAGUAGCAAAACAUAAGGGAUUGAAAAUUUAUCCAUGUUCACACUGUCCUGCACUGGAGUUCUCCACAGACGAUGGUGCUGAAUUUCUUUUGCAUAUGAAGCAGUACCAUUUUCCAAAUCUUGAUCUGAAGUCCGUUACCGCAACAAAGCUAUCAGGAAUACAAAUAGAUGAUGUCAAUCAGGAAGCAGAAUCAGAAAAUGAAGAUGAAAUUACUGGUGUACAAGGUCGUACAGUUUUCGAUAGGUCGUCGGACUCACUUUUGCAAGACAGUGGUCUGAGUCAAGAAGCCCUUGCCAAUAUGCAACCGUCAAGUCUGUUGCCAGAACUUGGACUGAGGUCAACAUUAGAAACAUUGAAUGAAUCUGAUUUGAGAUGUUUGGACCCGCAGAUGACAAAUAAAGGAGAUGUCUUCUUGUCAUCAAUGGCACCUAUUGAUAAUAAUGAUCUUCGUAAGCGAGGUCCUUUUGAAGCAGAAAAUACAGUGUCUGAAACUUUAUCUGGGAGUUCCAUGACAACGCCAAGCCAAGAAAACGGAACUGCAAAUCCAGAAAUAAAUCUGAACCAAGGAUACUUGGCUCUACUUGUCAAAUGGCCGAGUAAUCAGAACGUUGAAGUACAGCAAGGUCCGGUCGAAGGAUGUAGCUCUGGAGUGCCAUUAACAUUAGUUGUAAAUAGUAGCCCAAUGUUUUUAAGCGCACUGGACAAUACUCCAGCUGAGCCACAACCUGAUAAUUCUAAUAAUGUCCAGGCUGGAAAUGGAAGAACAACAUAUACUAUAUCACAUAAUGGGCUAUGUCUUACUGAUGGAAGCAGAACAGCAAAACCAGAUUCUGCUUUGAAGACUUUACAACCAGUUACAUUUGAUCCUAUUCCUACUGAAAAAAAUGUUAAUACUUCAGCAAGUCCACAAAUUUCUGAAACACCUAAAAAUACCUUCAUGACAAAAUCUUCAAUUCAUGUUCCAAAUCAACCGCCUAAUAUACUGACCGUGAGUCCAGAGAAAGUCAAUGAAACUUGAAGUGGUUAUAAUUGUGUAACUCGAUCUGUGCAUGUGCAAUAUUGUUAUUUAUUUAUCUUCAGUCUGUGGUAUCUGAAUAUGUACAGAGCGAAAUUGCAAUCAAGCCAAUUGGUUGAAUAUCAGAACACAAAAAAUCAGUGCUGAGAAAAUUGUGGUAUUGUGUUAGCUGAGUAUUUCAGCACUUCUAUUCUGAGUAAUCACUUAGGCAACUCAAAAGAAUGCUUUUACGAUCCAUACUGCGUGGACAUAGAUUAGCUCUUAUUCUGGAAUAAAAAGUUUUAUCACAGCGA
Messenger RNA from Styela clava, 2825 nucleotides. The record is from RefSeq and is a predicted model, not a curated record. Lineage: Eukaryota; Metazoa; Chordata; Ascidiacea; Stolidobranchia; Styelidae.